GUACAGACAUAUCUAGUAAGAAAGAAACCACAAAUGAAGAUGAAGCUGAGAAAGCAGAAAUGAUUGUGCGUAAAAGGGGAAGAAAGCCCAGGCGUUCUCUGGUUCAAUCAGAGGAAACUGAAACACUGGAGCCAGAAAGAAAACGUCGGAAAUUAACGUCUUCUGAAGACGAACUAAAAGAGCAGGAGGAAGGUGAGGAAGAAGAGGGUGAGGAAGAUGAUGAAGCUCAUUCAGGGGCCACAACUAGAUCAGCCACAAGAUUAGAGGCUCAAAGAAAGCAGCCCAGCAAGCCAACCACACGUGCAACUUCUAAAGGCAGCAGUCCAAGUUCAGUUUCUCCUAGAAAACGACAGAACCUAGCAGCAAAAAAAAGAUCUCCAAGUGACACAAAAAUUAAUAAAUCUCCUCCAUUGACACAGUUAAAGGUGCAGUCUACCAAGCGUAAAAGGGAAGACAGCCCAACAGCGGUACGGAGAAAAGGACAGCAGAAAACAGAGGAGACACCAGUAAAGAAAGCAAAACGAUAAUCUCUGCCAGCUAGUACUGUUCAUGGAAAAGUCAAAAUAAAAAAACCAUCUGUGCUUCUAUUUUUUUUAAAGCAAAGGGAUUUGCACGUGCUUGUUUCAGAGCUCUAAGUUAAUCAAUGCAGUACUUUUAAGUUACAUUUUAAACAGCUUUAUAAACUAUUGUUUAUACAGAAUAUUAUGUACAUUUAUUUCAGAUGAAAAAUAAGUUUACUUUGUAUCUGAAUGAAGAACAAAGUAGUUAUAUAUUUUAUCACUGACUUGGAAAGUUGGGGUUUCCCAAUGUGACAUGCUAAUGCAGAUGCUUCCAACCCAUGAGGCACACCUGGGCCUACUAAUACACUUUGUAUAUAAACUUGUAAAAAUAGGUUGUAUUUUACUCUGUGUAUGAAUCUAAUCAAUGAUGGACAUUUUAUUUAUUAUAUGGAAAGCAUUGGUCUGUAAACUUUAGUAUAUACCUUAGGUUUUUUUAAUUAUAUAUUUUACAUUCUAUGCAGAUGUCAGUAGGAAACUUCCCCUCCGCUCCCCCAGGGCUGUCUAAAACCUGAAGUUCUCUAAAAUAUGCUCAGACAGUUGGUAAAGUAUCUUUCUCGCAUGCAUUAAAGUAGUUUAGCAUAGUGAAAGGAACUUGGCUCCUUUCUGUUCACAUUUGUGACAAAGUGUAAAAUUUAAAAUGUAAUCUUACUAGAUUAUAUUUUCACUUGUGAAUUUAUUACCAACCUCAAGAAAUAAAUAGUAUUAGGUUAGAUUUAUUCAGUCAGCCAACACUACCCUGAAAUGAAACAGUUUUAUUUUGCAACUAAACACCUGUUCUUUCAGUAUUUGUCUUUUUCAACAGAGGGACCCAUUGAAAUCAAAUGUUGCUUCUCCUAACUGUAGAGCUUCAGCAUUUUAUGUUACAUUUUGUACACAGGUAUUAAAAAUAGAACCUGGUAUUGUUGCCAGAAUCUUUUUUUAAUGUAUAUUAACUCUGGUAAGAGCAAAUGUUCAAGUGAAGUUGUAUAUAAAGUUAAACUUUUCUUAUGAUCAAAUGUGUCUCUUGUUAUGAU
Molecule: messenger RNA, 1573 nt
Organism: Pelecanus crispus (Dalmatian pelican)
Lineage: Eukaryota; Metazoa; Chordata; Aves; Pelecaniformes; Pelecanidae
Source: RefSeq, a predicted model, not a curated record